Corythoichthys intestinalis (scribbled pipefish) is the source of this 540-nucleotide messenger RNA. RefSeq names its product gamma-glutamylcyclotransferase b (gene ggctb). The annotation marks the transcript as partial. Lineage: Eukaryota; Metazoa; Chordata; Actinopteri; Syngnathiformes; Syngnathidae. The transcript has 5 exons. The record is from RefSeq and is a predicted model, not a curated record. Gene Ontology annotation, molecular function: gamma-glutamylcyclotransferase activity.
AUGGAGGAUAGCCGUACGUUCUUGUACUUUGCAUAUGGUAGCAACCUACUGAAGGAGCGACUGCAACUCAAGAACCCCUCGGCGGCAUUGCACUGUGUGGCCAAACUGAAGGACUAUAAAUUGGUAUUUGGUAACUAUAAAGGCCUGGUCAGUGAGCGGUGGCGCGGAGGUGUGGCAACCAUAGAGCACAGUCCAGGAGAUGAAGUGUGGGGUGUGGUGUGGAGAAUGAACGAGUCUGAUAUGAAGUCUCUAGAUAGUCAAGAGAACGUCAUGUUGGGAGCAUAUACGCCAGUGCAAAUAUCUGUAAGGACGAAAGGCCAGGAGCUGAGUUGUCGCACCUACGUAAUGAACAGCUGCGUAUAUGCCCCACCAUCACCACAGUACCUACAAGUUAUUGUGAUGGGAGCAGAGCAAAACAGACUGCCAAAGGACUACCAGGAGAAGCUAAGAGCCAUCGAGACCAACAAUUAUGAAGGUCCACUACCUCUGAUGGCUGAAGUGUGUAACACAUUGAGCAUGGCGAAAAGAAAGAAGACCAAA